Molecule: messenger RNA, 6474 nt
Organism: Durusdinium trenchii
Lineage: Eukaryota; Dinophyceae; Suessiales; Symbiodiniaceae
Source: the annotation of a GenBank genome assembly
CGAUAGUGUUUGCCACGUCUCAUGUUCUGCGUCAUUCCGACUUCCCGAAAUCGCUCGCCCAAGGUCACAACGAAGGGUCCGGUUGUCAUUGUAGCGGUGUAGCUUCCUGUUGUUCCAGCCAUUUCUGAAGCCGUGGCAGCAGGCAAAUAACUGCAAUGACUCUGAUGAGGUGUUGCAGGAUCAAGCGCUUUUGGAGCUGGUGAGGGGAAGCCCGUCAUGGAGGAGCUUUUCAUGAUAUUUGCACAGAAGCCUGCUGGCUAGAUGACAAGUUUAUUCGGAGCCAGGCACUGCUCAGGACCCAGUCACAGUCACCGUUAGUAGUGUCCAAGACACUGUCAUCACGGAUUUGGAUCUCCGGUCCACAGAAAUGCCAGCUAUAGCUUGACUAGCUUGACUGUCAUGGCAAGUCCGUUCGUUGUGAUUAGAGUGUGUGAUCCAGGACUUGUGCCUGCAGGAGUAGAUGCUGAGUUCUCCACCAGUAUGGUACUUCCUCACCACCCAACCUUGCCAAACCAGUUGGUUGCGAUUUUGAUUCUACAUGAAAGACCUUCAGCUAUUUUUCGCUUGUGCUAAAGAAGUCGGUACGAGGUCUUUCCCCUGGUCUUCAGAUUUAGUGUCUCGAAGGUUUCAGAGAACUGCAGCAACUAGCCUAGACUCCGAGAUCAAGGCAGAAAGAAUGUGCUUGCAAAUGAUAAACCACUGUCAAAAGCUUAGCCUGGCUGUGGAUUGGGGACUCAUUGAGUUUAGGGCACCGUUCAAGAACAGGUGGAAUGGCCGCGUGGCUUGUGAGCGUGCCGCGUGCAUUUGCGUGUCUUUCAGCCAAAGGACAGAACGGGCGCACGCGGCGCACCGUGGUUUCAUCCAACAAACGAGUCGCACUGGCGUUUCACAUCAGUCGUACUGCCUUUCACCCAGUCAGAGGCACUAAGUCACCUGGGCGCACGGCCUGGGCGCAGCCGCUGCUGGCUUCAGUAGUUGAUGUGGAAUGAGACUGGCAAUGGGUCAGAGUGAAGGGUGCGAUGGAACUUUACUGAACUGCUCACAGGAGUCUGGACAGGACUGGCCAAAUAUGUUUUGGGCCUUUCAAGAUUAGCUAGAGUGCAGGAAACCUUGGUUGUCAGACAGGAAGGUGCUUUUAAGACUUCAGUCCAAGUUGUGCCAAGGCCGAAGAGCCGCCUUUGUUAAACGCCGACUCAGGCUUCUUGAGACAGCAUCUGCACACAUAAGACACAAUCUUGCUGGCUCCUAAGAUCUUUGGAGUCUAGUGACAGCCCGCUGUGCUGCGAGGCGCUUCUGGCCAGCAAAGCCUGCAUAUUAGUUGCGGAAUAAGGGAUUUGACUCUAGUAAAAGUUGAUUGCACUUUUCUUCGCUUAGAGGUGUUUCCAGUUGCACCACCCUGCUGAUAUGGUCUGCAAGAUUGACAGAGACGUCGGUAGGUCUACCAACUCAUGCGCUGCUCAUCAAGCAGUCCAGGAGAUCUGCGGUCAGAGUUGCUGUGCACGUACUUAGUUCAGGGGAUCAAACAGACGAAGAAAUAUCAUGUGCCUGAACUUGCACGUAGCCUCCUUCAUAGAGACACUUUCUGGAUACUGGGCACUGCUAGGGUGUGCGCCAAGAUUUAGAUGGCUUUCCGAGUGAUCCAGGUCAAUCAAGCGAGUCUGAUGGGUGACUGCUGACCACAGCUUGAGAUGCAGAACUUCGCUAAGGUUGCCAUUGGGAAGGACAUUCCUUUGAUUUUGACCUUUAGAUCUGGAGCACACUUCUUGUCCUUUGGGUCCCAAAGGUUUGGUUGAGCUCGCUGCAGGAUUUAGCUCUUGCAAGCCGAUCAACCUAGUACCAAACUUGGCCAAUUGCAGCCCAAACAAGCCUUCGUUGCUCCGACAGCAUGUUCCAGCCAUUUCCGAGAAGCCACACCUGCCACGCCUCCAUUUCUCUUUCCUUCGAGAAUGGCUGAGAAGUGUUCAACGACUUCCCCGGAGAAAGUUCUGUGAGCCAAAGUCAUGACAGUUCUGCCAGGGUCCUUGUGAGGACCAAGCAGCAUGUGACUGUGAGGACGAGCUUUUCACGGCGAUCAACAUGUCCACCUUGAAUGUAGGACACAGCCUUUGGCCCAAGAUUCAGCAGUCCAACUCCUACGUAGGUUGGCUUCACUUGGAAGAUUUUGGCCUAAUGUCUCAACGGUCACCCAACUGCACCGGAGUUCCGAUUCGCUGGCUCCCCUAGGCCUCACAUCCUUGAGUAAAAGAUGCCAACAGAUUGGUAGUGUUUUCUUGAGACAUUGAGCUAGCUGUGCAGUGUAUAGUUGUUUGUUCUUCCCAUUUGAAUCAAGUCAACUUUCAUUCGAUUCAUGGCUUUCGGGGCUCCCAGGGCAAAGCAAUCAUACUUCCUGCUGCUAGUCAAGGUUGGCCAAAGAGGAGUAUCCCCUCCGUUUAAGGGUCUUCUCGGGUGGAACCCCUUAAGUUGUCGCUUCCGUGCACCGUCUAUGCCUUCGUGGGUGUCCAACCAAUUGGUCGCAAGAAAGAGGGAAGCGAAGUUGAAGCGACUCGCGACCAGUAAAUCAUGCCUUUCACCGUGAACCAUGCUUGAUUGACCCAAAAUGGAAGCCAAUAUGAAACGAAAUCAACCAUGCUUUCCUGAAUGCAAGACCUUCAUCCGUCAAUAGUUCAACGAGUCUCUUUGGCUGAGCUCCGGAGCUGUGGACCACCCCGUCUCCGGGUUCAGAGGCCGACAUGUCACUGGUGCCUUCCUAAAGUGAGGAGAGCGCGCACGCCGCGCGCUCGGUUUGGACAUGUCGUGUUUCGAUGAGGGCUUGUACAAGCUCAAAAGUGCUUCAUCCAGGUGGCGAGGUCAUUUUUGUAAGAUCUGCUGUUGGGAGCAGCGCAUUCGCCCGAUGUUCACUUCUGUGUCAGGUUUAAAGUGAGAUUCAACGUGUGAACUGUCAUGGCACUCCGUUGUUGAGUUACCUUUCCUCUCCUGAAGCUUUCGGGGCUGUGACACGGGGAGCCCUUCCUCGGAUAUUUGCGCAUUUGGGUGUAUACAAAUACAUGCCCUUCUGUGUUGGAGUGCCAGGAAGAGUGACAGUGGUCGCUGGGGUUGUUGUCCCAGGGUCGCUGGUCGUGAACAUUUUUGCAGUGCCAGAUUUGCAUGCGCGAUGCCCAAGUUGACGAGGCCUCCUAGGCCCAGGCAGCCCAAGCUUCGACUUUCAAAGCCCAAGAUUUGCAGCAAAAUUCGCAGCCAGCAGCACCAUCCAUUGUUACAUCGUGUGGCCAGCUGGACAUACGCAACUCCGAUCCAUCGCAUAAGACCAACGAAGCUAAGCUAAGCUCGGUUCUGUUUGACAGCAACGGACAGGCAGCGAAAGAGCAUAGAUUCUCUGGAUUUGGAACUGCUCAUUUCUUUAUGUGAGUUCUUAAAGAUGCUUUUGACUCUCAUUUCAUUUGGGCAACCUUCCAUCAAAAUGCCAGCCUGCAAAGCUGCUCCGCAAGUCCGACGGCGGGGCGGUUUUGGCCCUUAUGCUGUCAGGAGUGCCUUCUGCUAUGCCCACAGGGUGGAGAGAGAAGGACUGUUUCUCACAUCGUGGUAAGCUGGCGAAGCCGCCACUGAAAGAUCAUUGUCUCGUCACGUGAGCUUAUGAGCUUAAGUGGAGUAGCUGGUACUUUCUUGCAAAGAUAGUGAAGGUGCCGACGGGGUGCCGGCUUGGCUCCUUGAUUGUUUACUCUAAUUGCCAUGCACAGAUCAAGCUGAACAAAGGUCUUGACUGCUUUGACAUCCCUGAGCCCAAGGCCACCCUCUGCGAUUUGGCCUUGGCUUGUAGUGGUUGGAAUGCAAACACGAAGCCCUUCAGAAGCGCGUUUUGUCAAGAACGCAACGUUUUGCCCUGGCGACAGGCGCUUUCAUGUCCCCAUCUAUCCAGGAAGCUCCACACGAACCUGUCAGAGCUUGCGAAAUGCUGCAGAGAGCCUCAAGUAUUUAAUCAGCAAUUGGCAAGGGCACUGCUUUUCAGCAUGCAGUGUUUGCGUGGUAGUGAUACAUAUGCCCCGAGAUUGACACCGCUCUUCAAGAAGCGAGGGGUGUUCGCAGAAAAAAUCAGUGGACUGCUCAAAAGGCAUGUGGUCAGGGUAACUAGAAUCUGGAAGGCUCCGAGACGUAAACAAUGCAGAUUGGAUGCCAAAGUUUGGGGUCAAAAGUAAGGGCCCAUGGCAAAAAUACAGCAAAGCUGCCGCUGCCGAGCAAUUCUUAAAGUUGCAUGUGAUGAAUAUUCCGGCUUCCUGAUGGGUCGAAGCUGUGCUGCAUCGACGUUCGACUGCUUGGAUCUUGCGUUGAAGCAACGCCUGCGGGACGCCCAACAUGUUCAGAUCGCAAGGGUUGCUUGCGCCCAUCACAAGUGCUGCUUACAGGUCUUGUGCGCACCAAGUGCCUCACCAUGAGGUGAAGAAGCGAGUUGCAAUUGUCGUUUUCAAAGACUCUCUGUUGUCAGACGUGUCUCUUCUUCAGUAACAUGUUCACCCGCCGUUUUUGAGUGCGCCCAGCCGGAGAUUUGUCACCAAGUGCAUUCUUGCCAGUCGGCCAAGCGACUUGUGUGGGAAUUUAGGAGUCAGACUUGCUCUCGCUUCUUGAUGCAAAAGUACUUGCAGCAGAUUACAUUGUUUUUUUCACGAUCAAGGUUGCUAUUUUUGUCAAUGAAUGCCACCUCCAACUGCUGAAGAAGAGUUUGCAAGCUUGUACACAACAGGAUAUGUGAUACAAACUACAUCCAGAUCUACUGUUCUCCUCACUUCGUGGCCGAUACAGCUGCUACAAUGUGCUGUACCCCUUGACAUUCUUUGUGAUUCAGGCCCAUUGGCAUCACUUUGUCCGUCGAGAAACACUUCACCAGCGCAAGCUUCCCCCUGUCCUUGGAUUGACACAUCCAAAGAUGACUUGAGUCCCGUUUCUCUGUCACAAAGGGGAGUUCAACGUUGCAGACAUGCUGGCUUGACAGGCGGACCGUUGCUGCUGCGAUGACAAUCAUGUUUGCGGUUUUCCACCCUUAAAGCAUCACAUCUCUCGCCCAUCACCCCGUGCGGGUGGUGAACCAGAAAGGCAACAGCGAGUCGCCAGCAGAGACUCGACUGGCCGCACCGAACCGGCUGAAGACGAGGGCGAGGCCAUGGACUUGUCCGGCUGCGGGAGCGAAGCGGAGGACCAACGGCCAGUGGCAAGGCAGGCGGAAUCUCUUUGGCAAGAAUCAGUUGUUCUGAAGAAAGGGGGGCGCAACCUCACCAUGGGUGUCCAGGCCUGACCCGAUGCGAGCCGAUGCGACGAGCGCGCUGCUGAACGUCGCUGGAACGACGCGUUGCGCGACAACGACGGCACCGUGCGCGACACGGUGCCACCCGCGACUGUGUCGGGGGUCGGGUUUGACUUCCUCGACUGAAUAGAUGACCAAGGACUUCUAUGUGGGAGUCAUGCGACUUGAGUUGGAGGGAAUGUCACUACGAAGCUUAGCUCCAGCAGGAUGGAAGAAUGACCUUGGUGCCUUUUGUGGAAGAACAACGAGAGUACCAUGGUGCUCUUCUGGCCGUGGACAUUCUGUACUCCGCUAGCGUGUUCACUGGAUCCUAUUCCAUGAGGUUGGGUUCUUUCAUUCCGAAGACUGCACGGUCUCACCAAGUCACAGCUUGCGAGUUGAACGUUCACUAGGCCACUAGGCCUAUGAUCAGUGAAGCUGAGACAGAUGCCUCUUUGGCGCAGACAGAGGACAUUCUGGCGGAACAAACACGUCCAAGCCCUCUGACAAAGUGCAGAGCAGAUGAAGUCCUGCCUCAACUUCUCUCAAGCCAAAGGCGUCCCGUCCAUCAGGACAUUCUCACGAAGCGAUUUCUAUGCGCCAUGGCAACAGUUCUUGGAAAGCUGAUCAAGUCGCAGUCCGAGAGCAUAAAUGCAGAAGGUACGCUUGCCUUUUUGCCCCUGUUUCGUCGAAGUCGUUGAGGUUCGAUCCCUUGCUCGGACAGGGCUGCUUUCGAAUGCUUUCCACGCUGCCAGAAGUGGGCAACUACAGCCUGUACAUUCGGAUUCCAGAUGUGUUGGGAUAGACAUGACUGACUGUCAGCUGCUUGCUGUGAGGGCUGCCUUUCCGAUUUGGCAGCGUUUGGGAACCGACUCAAGCUCCACAGGUCACAAGAAGCAUGGUCCAUUUCAAGACCAAACAAAGGCCUUGGUUUUAGGUGGCAAAUGGCAUUACAUGCCAGCUUGGAGCCCAUUCAGAUUUCAACUGAAUUCGGACUUACAGAAGCAAAGACUCCUUGGCUUGCAAAGAGAAGCCAAGCUUUCAAUGACUGUACUUCAUCGGAUUCCACCUCGACGUGGACUUAACUUUUCAGCUCCUCAGCGUGCCACACACAUUCGCCGCUGGAUUAAGGCUUGGCAUAUUGCCAGUUGCCGGUGGAGCGUGCGAUCCUUUCACGGUCCCGGCCGUGCUCCGACGCUUCGGAG